Solanum verrucosum is the source of this 558-nucleotide messenger RNA. Its product is annotated as early nodulin-like protein 1. Gene Ontology annotation, molecular function: electron transfer activity. NCBI's taxonomy places the organism in Eukaryota, Viridiplantae, Streptophyta, Magnoliopsida, Solanales, Solanaceae. The record is from RefSeq and is a predicted model, not a curated record. Bases 1 to 558 code for a protein of 185 amino acids. The transcript has 2 exons. Gene Ontology annotation, cellular component: plasma membrane.
AUGGAUUCUCUUUCAUUUGUUGGCUUUUUCUUUGUGUUCUUUUUGAGUUUUAUAUGUUCGUCUCAAGGCUAUAAGUUUUAUGUUGGUGGUAAAGAAGGUUGGGUUUUAAAGCCGUCUGAAUCUUAUGAUCAUUGGGCCAGAAGGAAUCGCUUUCAAGUCAAUGACACUAUAGUAUUCAAGUACAAGAAAGGGUCAGAUUCAGUUUUGGUGGUCCAUGACAAUGAUGACUAUUUAAAAUGUAACAAAACAAGCCCAAUCCAUCAUUUAAAAGAUGGCCAUUCUAGAUUGAAAUUUACAAGAAAUGGCCGAUUUUAUUUCAUCAGUGGAAAAGACGAUAACUGUGAGAAAGGCCAGAAGGUUCUAGUAGUUGUCAUGUCGCCGAAUCACCAAAAAUCUCCAUCGCCGGCGAGUUCUCCGGUGGUCACCCCGGCUCCUCAACCGGAAUCUGCUUCACCAGCUCCGGCGCCGGCGGCAUCGGCGGCUGCAGUGGAUGUGAGCUCAUCAAAUGUUCUGUUUGGGGUUUUUAUCAGUUUGAUUGCGGCAGCUGUUUUUCUGUAA